CGUGUUGGGGGUCAAAGGUGAUGUUUCUUGCUUCGGUCCGGAAUUAUUUUUCACUUACAGGCAGAAGAUUGAUAGCAAGAAGACUAUCUAGCUCAAGGAUAGGGACAUCUUUCCGCCUCUUUCUCCUUGCUGUGAGCUGUCACAGUCAGCCACUGUCUGGAACGACCUUACGAGUGAGUGCAAACAACAGAACUCUAAUUGAAGCACACCGGAGAUUAAUGACGGACAGUGGCAGCGAGCGCGGGAGGCGGUAUCUGGGGCAGGAGGAAGCUCGAGAGUUCGACAACUCUCUCUUCAACGACUACAAGUUCUCCAUUGACCAGCUGAUGGAAGUGGCAGGACUCUGCGUGGCUCAGGUGAGUGGUUAGCAUAUGUGCUCUCCUGACAUACACAGAACCUUGGCAGGCGGUAGUGAGGUCUUACCCUGCUAGCGAGGUGGGUGUGGCCUCACCGAGGGUCCUGGUGGUGUGUGGACCUGGCAACAAUGGAGGAGACGGUCUAGUGGCUGCCAGACACCUUCUCUUCAUGGGGUAUGACCCUGAAAUCUACUAUCCCAAACGAACACCGAAAGACAUAUACAAGAUCCUAGUCGCACAGUGCGAGAAACUAAACGUCAGAUUUCUCACGGAGCUACCGUCAGCCCCCGACAUUGACAGAGACUAUCACGUGAUUGUCGACGCCAUUUUCGGAUUCAGUUUCAAGGGAGCAGUUCGGUCGCCAUUUGACACGGUUCUGGCCACUCUGGUCCAGUGCUCCACUCCUAUUGCCUCCGUCGACGUGCCUUCUGGCUGGGAUGUUGAGAACGGAGACCCAAACGGAACGGGACUGAAACCAGACACUCUGGUAUCCCUCACAGCCCCAAAGACCUGCUCCCAACUCUUCACCGGUCGCCAUCACUACCUUGGUCUCAGAAUGGUCCCCAGAGAACUGGCCUCACAGUACAAACUUGACCUUCCUCCCUAUCCCGGCACCGACCAGAUUGUUAGACUGUGAUAUAUAUACACCGUGAUGCUAACCCCCUGUUUUAUUUGGCAAGCAGCCUGAGCUACUCUAAUAGUACGAAUGGCGCAAUUGUUUUCUAUAAAUGUACAUUGGGUUUAUCAUCCAACUGCACGUGAAUUGAAUAGCGUGCUUCUUUUUUAUUUGUGUUCGAAAUUUUUUCCUCCAACUUUAGAAAUUGCUCUGCAAUCUUGUACUAGUAUAUAUUGCACACCACCUCUUACCGCGAUGACAUAAUUCGUGAUUUUUUGCCUAGAAAAAUACAGGCAUGUACUUUGGGCAUUUGUACGUAUAUACAAUAUAGGUAGAUAUAUGGGCCCUUGAAUUAUCUCUGGUGAUGCUUUACGA
This is a messenger RNA of Geodia barretti, 1347 nucleotides long. Lineage: Eukaryota; Metazoa; Porifera; Demospongiae; Tetractinellida; Geodiidae. The record is from the annotation of a GenBank genome assembly.